Cannabis sativa is the source of this 1191-nucleotide messenger RNA. RefSeq names its product protein N-terminal and lysine N-methyltransferase efm7. The transcript is spliced from 7 exons. Lineage: Eukaryota; Viridiplantae; Streptophyta; Magnoliopsida; Rosales; Cannabaceae. The record is from RefSeq and is a predicted model, not a curated record. The coding region runs from base 83 to 841 and encodes 252 amino acids.
GAAUUAGUAUAAAAUAUUAUGUGAGCAGGGUUUUAGUAAGAGAUUUUAGCAGAACUGAAGAGAGGGAAGGACUAACUAAUCUAUGGACAUUGCUCUCUUUUCUCCGUCUUCACUUUUCUCUGAAGAAGACGAUGUUUCUUCUAAUGGUGAAGAAAAGGAGGAGACCCAGCAAAGCUUUGUGGAGAGAAAACACGAGUUUUCUGGAAUGGAGUUGACCAUCCGAGAAUUUUCAUUUCACCAACUGAAUGCCAAUCUUCUCUGGCCUGGUACAUUUGCUUUUGUGGAAUGGCUAGUUGAACAUCGGUCGUGGAUAGAAGGACGGCGUUGCUUGGAACUUGGCAGUGGCACUGGUGCUUUGGCAAUUUUUCUUCGAAAAUUGCUUCAUCUUGAAAUCACAACUUCAGAUUAUGCUGAUCAGGAAAUUGAAGACAAUAUAGCUCAUAACUGCAAGGAAAAUGGGAUAAUACCUGCUCUUCCUCAUGUUAAACAUACAUGGGGUGACAGUUUUCCAAUUGCUGAGCCGGAGUGGGACCUCAUCAUCGCUAGCGAUAUCUUAUUGUAUGUAAAACAGUAUCCAAACUUGAUAAAAACACUCUCCUUUCUCCUCAACUCGUACAAAUCCAAAGACGAUGGAGUAGUUCAUCAAACAAAGAAAGAGGAGAAUGGAAUGUGCAUAGGAUUGCCUAAGCCGGCAUUUCUAAUGAGUUGGAGGCGCAGAAUUGGAAAAGAAGACGAGUCACUCUUCUUCAGUGGCUGCAAGGAUGCUGGUCUUGAUGUGAAGCAUAUCGGAUCACGAGUCUAUUGUAUCAAGGUUAGAGAAACAACUACAAUUAACAUCUAAAUAGUAGAGUUUCUUCACAUUUUGGAUUAGGAGAGGACUUGAAGAAGUGAGUUAAGCUUUUAAGUAUAAUCUAAGCAAGCAUGUGUUGCAAUCUCUUUCCUGUUGAGUGUCAAAGACUCAAAGCUGCUUUACAGGUUUAUGUAAGUUUUGUAAUAUCAUCCAAUCAAUAGCUAAGAAAAAUGUCUUGCCCUUUUUUAUUUUGAUUUUGAACUAAUCAAUAAAUUUCAAUUUCGAUUCUGAAACAUUGGUUGAGCAUUUCUUGAACAACAAAUGGAGUUGUACUUUACCAAUCCAAUGUUGUAAUUUCUUUUUAUAUACACAGUAAUUGAGCUCAGCUGUUGGAGAUGCUC